This is a messenger RNA of Nerophis lumbriciformis (worm pipefish), 2217 nucleotides long. Its product is annotated as major histocompatibility complex class I-related gene protein-like. NCBI's taxonomy places the organism in Eukaryota, Metazoa, Chordata, Actinopteri, Syngnathiformes, Syngnathidae. Gene Ontology annotation, cellular component: external side of plasma membrane. The record is from RefSeq and is a predicted model, not a curated record. Gene Ontology annotation, biological process: immune response.
AUAAAAAGUGACAUGAGGCAGCAUGGUGCAGAGUUGGGAUUAAAGACAUGGUGUUAAAUGUAACAAAAAGUGUUGGAAAUAGAUUAUAGCGGUCCUGAUUAUUGGACUUUUUGGAGCAUGUGUGGAACAAUGUCUGGCUUUUUUUCCCUGGAGCUCCUUGGAAAUGAUUACCUGCACACCUGGAAGUCCUUCAACAUAAAAGUGAUUCACACGCUGAAGUAUUUCAACACCGCGUCCUCUCAAGUGAAAAACUUCCCAGAGUUUGUGAGUGUCGGCUACGUUGAUGAUGUUGAGAUCGUUUACUAUGACAGCAACACCAAGAGGGCUGUAUCCAAACAAGACUGGAUGAACAAAAUCACAGAAGAGGAUGAAAAGUACUGGCAGACCCAGACACGGAUCUAUGUAUACAACCAGGUUGUAUUCAGAUUCAACGUUGCGAAGUUUAUGAAGCGUUUCAACCACACAGAAGGCGUUCACAUUUACCAGGAGAUGGUUGGCUGUGAAUGGAAUGAUGAAACUGAUGAGAUUAAAGGUUGGUUACAGUACGGUUAUGAUGGAGAAGACUUCAUAUCUUUGGACAUGGAGACAUGGACAUGGACCGCAGCAAAACCACAAGCUUUCCCCACCAAACUCAUGUGGGAACGUAACAGACAAAUCAUGGACAACGAUAGGUUCUACUUCACUGAGGUCUGUCCUUCUUACUUGAAGAAGCAUGUGAAGAAUGGGAGGGAUGCCCUAAUGAAAACAGAGCUCCCAAUGGUGUCUCUCCUCCAGAAGACGCCGUCCUCGCCGGUCACCUGUCACGCGACGGGUUUCUACCCCGACCGAGCGAUCAUGUUUUGGAGGAAAGGCGGCGAGGAGCUCCGCGAGGACGUGGAGCACGGAGAGAUUCUCCCCAACCACGACGGAACCUUCCAGAUGACGGUGGACCUGAAAGUGAAGGUGACGGCCAAAGUGGAGGGCGAGUACGAAUGCGUGUUUCGGCUGGCUGGCGUCGAGGAGGACUUGAUCACCAAGCUGGAGAGAAAAAACAUCCUGAGCAACACAAAAGAUGAAGGCAACCUAAUGGUCCUCCCCGUGGUGGUCCUUCUGGUGGCCAUCUUUAUCGUCAAGUGUCUCAGAAACAAACUUUGUCAACUUUUUUUAGUCAUCUAUUUGUUUUUUAGCAGCAGACAAAAAACAAAACAAACCUUUUAUUAGUCUUUGUUUUGUUUGUUCGCUACUUGGGAAGUAAAUUCCUCACAGUUCACCUCGCGUCCUUCUGUCACAGCAAAACACGUUUUUUUUUUUUUUUUUUCCCCACAAGGUGAGCUGGAUGCCACUUUGAUAUUUGCCAACAAAAAAGGAGGAAAAUGGCCGAAAGAAAUUGACUUCUAUGCUGACCUUAUGUCAUAAGUUGUAAAUCGCAAGCAUCAGAAUCAGAAAUACAUUAAUAAUCCCAAAGGGGAAAUGAAGAUUUUCAGCACAAUCCCAUUCAAGAGCAGACAAACAUUACAGGGAGACAGAACAGGAUCGCCUUCGGGUCUGCUAACUUCCGGCGCCCCUUACAAAAAAGGUGAGAAACAGGUAAACACUGGGGAGGGGGGGCGAGAAAAAAAAUAUUCAGUCUAAGCCUGGGCCCCUGGAGAGGUGGUCCAGACUGAGGCCAAGGGAAAAAAAACUCAUAGUCAUAGCACAUGUAAACAUGUGUAAGAGGGAAACAAGGACAUUAAAGACAUUAAAAGAGCAAUCAGCCACUUCUACACACAACCACAAAAGUAAAACAACAACACCAAAAAAACAUACACACUGUGGUCGCCUCUAUGGUGUUCCACGCCAUCGUCUGCAGGAGACAGGAACAGACCCCACAAAGCAACCGAGAGAGCCGACUCCACCCUUGGCCGCCCACCAACUCUCCGCCAGUGUCCGGUCUGCAUGGAUGAGCGAGGAUACGUCUAAGGCAGGGGUCGACAACCUUUACCAGUCAAAGAGCCAUUCUGACCAGUUUCACAAAUUAAAGAAAACAAUGGGAGCCACAAAAAUCCUUUGAAAUUUAAAAUGAAAUAACACUGCAUACUAUGUUUUUUUUGCUUUGUGCUAUGUAUAAACCAAAGGUCUCAGACACGCGGCCCACACCUUAAUUUGAAAAUUGAAUGUUAGUGCGGCCCGUGGGUUUUAUAUGAAUGGCGCAUGACAGCAUCAUACUUGUCAACCCUCCCGAUUUUUCCGGCAGACUGC